This is a messenger RNA of Cornus florida, 6900 nucleotides long. RefSeq names its product putative disease resistance protein RGA4. Gene Ontology annotation, biological process: defense response to other organism. Gene Ontology annotation, molecular function: ADP binding. Lineage: Eukaryota; Viridiplantae; Streptophyta; Magnoliopsida; Cornales; Cornaceae. The record is from RefSeq and is a predicted model, not a curated record. The coding region runs from base 268 to 3570 and encodes 1100 amino acids. The transcript is spliced from 8 exons.
AGGUGCUGUCAGCCAAUUCUCUCCUUGUGAAUUGUACAAGUCAGUCUGCAUUUUUUUAUUUUUUUAUUUUAUAUAUCUACAUGUCGGUCUUCAUUUUUUUUUUCUUUCUAAAAAGAUAGGUGUAAAUGACCAUUUCUCUCCUUUCUUUCCAUUAUUCGAUUAUAAAACAUUGGACAGGAUUCUACAACAGCUCCGCAAAACAAAACCUACCCAAAAACAGCUCCACAAAGAAUUUGUAAACCAUCUAUCUCGUCUCAUCAAGAAUCAAUGGCUGAAACAAUUCUUUACGAGACUGUGACUGAGCUCUUGAAGAAGUUGGGUUCCAUGGCUCUCCAAGAGUUCAGACUUGUUUCUGGUGUUAGGGAUGAACUUGACAAACUUAAAAACACUGUUUCCACAAUUAGAGCAGUACUUGUCCAUGCCGAGGAGCAGCGAGCCACAAAUCCUGAGGUAGAAGACUGGCUCGAGAAGCUCUACGAUGCGUUUUAUGAUGCUGAUGACCUGCUCGAUGACUUCUCCACUGAAGUUCUUCGGUGCCAAGUUAUGACUCAGGACAAAAAGCUAAAGAAGGUACGCAAUUUCUUCUCAAGCUCAAACCAACUUGCUUUUAGUAGUAAGAUGGGUCAUGAGAUUAAGGCCAUUAACAAGAGACUAGAUGCAAUUGCAGAAGAGAAGAAAAAAUUUCACCUCAUUGAACAGCCUGUACAGAAUCUUAAGAGGGAGGAGUCUCACUCUUUUGUUCGUGCAGAAAGUGUUAUUGGGAGGGAUGUUGAUAAAACCAAAAUUGUAGAACUGCUAUUAGACAGUAAUGUUCACGACAAUGUGUCCGUUGUUGCAAUUGUUGGGAUCGGGGGACUAGGAAAAACCACACUUGCACAGUUUGUAUACAAUGAUGAAGAGGUCACUAAAUAUUUUGAACUUAAGAAGUGGGUGUGUGUUUCUGACCCCUUUGAUGUGAAACUCAUUGUGCAAAAAGUCAUAGGUUCUGAAGCACAGAAAGACCUUGGGUUGGACGAAUUGCAAAAUCUCACGAGGGCAAAAGUUGAUGGAAAAAAAUAUUUACUAGUGUUGGACGAUGUGUGGAAUGAGGAUCCUCACAAUUGGUUAAAGCUGAUAAAUUUGUUGAAGGGUGGUUCUAGAGGAAGUAAGAUUUUAAUAACAACCCGUACUGAAUUAGUUGCAAAAGUUACGAGGGCAAAUUCAACAUAUAUUUUAAAAGGCUUGUCAAAGGAAGAGUCAUCGUCUUUAUUUAACAAAAUGGCAUUCAAACAAGGGGAAGAGUCAAAGAAUCCAUGUCGAGUAACAAUGGGGGAGGAAAUUGUUCAGAAGUGUAAGGGAGUACCUCUUGCCAUAAUAGGUAUAGGAAGCCUACUAUACUUCAAAGAUACAGAUGCUGAAUGGUUGCUUUUCAAAAAUAAUGAUUUGGCAAAAAUAGCUGAGGUAGAGGAUGUUAUUUUGCCAAUACUGAAGUUAAGUUACGAUUACCUUCCUUCGAAUUUAAAGGGAUGCUUUGCUUUUUGUUCCUUAUAUUUGAAAGAUCAAAAGAUUGAUAAGCAAGAAUUAAUCCAUUUUUGGAUUGCAAAUGGAUUCAUUCAGUCGACGUAUGAAAAUCAACAAUUGGAAGAUGUAGGUGAUAUGUAUUUUAUGAAUUUAUUGAGGAGGUCCCUUUUUCAAGAUGUUGAAAUAAAUAAAUGGGGUGUUAUUAUAAGUUGCAAAAUGCAUGAUCUUGUCCAUGAUCUUGCACAAUCAGUUGCAAGGCCCAAGAGUUCCAUUGUGAAUUUGAAUGUAGAAAAUGUUACCAAAAGAACUCGUCAUGUAUCAUUUGAUUUCUAUGUAAAUUCAUUAUGGAAAAUUCCAACCCCCUUGAUCAGAGCUAAGAAGUUAAGAACAUUUACUUUGGAGUGUCCAUAUUCACAUGGAAUGAUUUAUGAAAAAAUUUGUCAAAUUGUUUCGACUUUUAAAUGUUUGCGUGUGCUUAACAUGUCCAAUUUGAAUAUUAAGACUCUCCCGCGUGACAUAAGCAAGGUAAAACAUUUAAGGUAUCUUGAUCUUAGUGGUAAUUCUUAUAUCAAGACUCUGCCAAGUACGAUUAUCAAGUUACAAAAUUUGCAGACUCUGAAACUCAAUAAAUGCAACCAUCUUGAAGAAUUGCCAAAAGGUAUUAGCAAAUUGGUCAGCCUUAGGCAUCUUGAGCUUGAGAGAUGUGAUGCCUUGAUUGGCAUGCCGUGUGGAUUGGAACAAUUGACAUCUCUGUCGACAUUAACAAAGUUUGUAGCAGACUUCAAUAGGAGCGAAUCCUGGCUCAUGGGGUUGAGUGCAUUGCAAAACCUAAAUAAUCUGGGGGGAAGUUUAUCUAUUGAAAUACGUGGAGGCAUGGACUCAAGAAUGAAGGGAACAAAGUACUUGGAGGCCAAAAAAUACCUUAAGACGCUGAUAUUCGAUUUUACGAUGAUUAGUGGUGAGGAUGAGGAGUUAUUGUUGGAAUCCCUCCGUCCACAUCCAAAUCUGAAGGAGCUGACAAUAUAUUAUAAACGGGGAGUGAGUUUUCCAAGUUGGAUGAGAGUUGACACAAAUGGCUUAUUAUCAUCCCUCCCAAAUCUAGUUAUAAUUGAUUUAGGAAGAUGUCAAAGCAAACGUCUUCCACUAUUUGGGCAACUUCCUUUUCUCCAAAUUUUGAGUCUUUGGCAUAUGGAUCAUGUGGAGCACAUAGAUAACAGGAGUAGUGGGAGUGAGGAGUCUGUCUCUUCAUCCGGUGGAGGAGCAGCAGCAAUAGCAAGAAGAUCAGAACCAACACCCAAAUUCUUCCCAUCCCUAAAAGAACUCACACUCUGGGGAUUGCCUAAAUUGAAGGGAUGGUGGAGUAGGGAAGCAGUAGAAGAAGAAGAGGCAAAAGCAACUAUAAUGGACCAACAGCAACAGCAGCAUCAACAAAAGCAUUAUUGUCUCUCAUCCUUUCCUUCUCUUUCCAAAUUAAAGAUCAGAGAUUGCCCUAAUCUGGCAUCAAUGCCUAUUCUGCAACCAUGUCUUGAACAACUACAACUCAGAAACGUCAGCAAGAAGCUAGUACAACAGCUGUUAAUGAUGACAUUGGUGUCCCCAGCCCCAACAAUCUCUAUGACAACAGAUAUCGCAACCUCUUCAUCUUCUUCACUUCUCCCUCUUUCCAAUUUAAAGUCUCUGACUUUGUCUCAAAUUGAGGAUCUAGAUGACGAUGAUGACAUGCAAUUUCUUCAAGGCCAAAAUUGGAACCUAAUCUUUCUGAAAAUCUCAAGUUUUCAAAAGUUGGUAUCUCUUCCUGUGGGGCUUCAACAUCUUACCACUCUUCAAACUCUAGAGAUUAAAUCGUGUGACAAUUUGAUGGCUUUACCGGAGUGGAUAGGCAACCUCACAUUACUUGAACGACUUAAAAUUUACGACUGCUACAAAUUGACAUCACUGCCGGAUGAGAUGCGUUGUCUCACUGCAUUACAAAAACUCGAAAUUACAUCAGACAGCGAUGAGUUACAUUAUACAAAUUGGCCAAAGAUUGAUCACAUCCCAGAUGUUUAUUUUUCACGACGUCAGUGGUGACAUACGAGGAAAUGUCAAAUAUUAUGUUUGUGCACGUACUCUGGGGCAGCUUGAUGAGCACAUAAUUGCAUUAUUUUUACAGUCUUCUUCUUCUUCCUAUUCAUAUUUGUUUAAUCUCAAAGAUUGCGACCUUUCAUAUUGAUAUGAAGUUCCGUAAGGGUGAAUGUUAGUAGUCUAGAUAAUAUGUUUUUUUUGCUAUGGAGGAGAGUCGGGAGAAAGGAUUUUAUGCAGUUAGUGGAGACUUAAUUGUCUCUAUUGGUACUCAUGAUCAAGGCAAAGGAUUAAGCUUGUAAGACCUGAUUCAGGUUACAAAAUCUAAUUUAUUUCUUGGGCAAUUCCUGUAUGUCCCAGAAAUGGGCAUGAUCUUUUAGUUCCAUUGAACUAUGCAAAACUAUUUGAUGAUCUGAACUCAUCAUAAUUCAUGUGGAUCUUUAACAUGGGAUUUUUUUGCUUAUUUUAUUUCAUUUUUAUUUUUUCCAGAUUAAGACCCUUUUUCAUAUUGAUAUCAAGCCAAGGCUGUAGGGAUGCCUAUUAGUAGUCUAGACAAUAUUUUGUGCAAUGGAGGAGAGUCAAGAGAAAGAAUCCUAUGCGGUUACUGGGGAUUUAUUGUCUAUAUUGUACGGAAGCAUUGGGCUUCUCUGUGGAGCAAGGUAAUUCAAUCCAGAGAGGGAAUAUAAGUUGUGAUCUUAUGUUUAGUCGUGGUUGAGAGAAGCUUUUACCAGGGCAAUAGCAAACAAGUGUAGGAUGAUCGGGUUACUGGAGGGCCACAUGAAACAAUUCCAAAAGCAUUGCUGAAGAAAUUUAACCGGUCAACAUAUGUUUACUGGUGGAUUAGACAACCACAAGCUAACAGCGAGGCCAUAGCGAACAAGUUUAGGAUUAUCAUAUUACGUGUAAGCCACUGCAUCACUGAACUAAUUGUGUUUGAGUUGCACUUGAACAAAAUAAUGGCUGUCUGGUCCAUGAGCCUUCCCCUUCUGGGGGAGAAGUUGGAAACACCUGGUGCCUUCUUUGUGUGGUAAGAAAUAUUUUGAGUUCAAUAUGCUGAGUGGUUUUAAAUCAUAAUUUAUUUUUAUUUUUUAAUGGGGCCUAGGUUUGUUCUAUCAGCCCACCAGGCAAGGGAUAAAGGUGUGUCGAACCCAAAUAUGAUGUGCUAGGAAUGGGAUGUUUUUAAUCUCUUGAAUCUUUUUAGUAUUUAUCCAUGAAUAUAUAAUAACACCUAUGACCAAAAAAUCCCAUUGGUUUGUCUGGUUACUUUUUUAUGCCAUUUACUUGUUUCUAUACUUUUAUGAACUUAUGAAGCAAUCAACUCCAGAUUUUACUACUGCUAACGGUAAUUCUUAAAAUGCCUCCAUGUUGUUUCCUUAACCAGGUUGUCACCAUUUGCAGCCAUGUUGGUUUGGAAGGUUUUCAGAAAUCAAAUUAUUUAAUUGUGAAAUUCACCUGAUAAAUGUUGGCUUAUUUCCUUCCGAAUUUCCCUUCUUUUUUGACAUUUAGACUCCGUUUGUUUGGAUGUAAAAUAUUUUUUUUAUUUUCUGGUGUUUGGUUGUCGUGAAAUAUUUACGAAGACAAAAUAUAUUAAAAUUUAAUAAAAAUAAUCUAUGGAUCAAUUUUUGGUAAGUUAUACGUCCCGCCCCAAGAACUCGACCUAGACCUUUGCCAAACACCGAAAAGUACAAAUAAAAAAAAUAUUUUUCCUAAAAAAUGACAAUAUUUUUGUGAGAAUAUGUUUUUGAAGAUAAAUAAGCUUGUAAUGAGUGAAUGCAUGGUUUAGCCUGUCGUGUGUAGGGUAACAUGUGUCAGAUGGUGCCAAAAGUUGCAGAGGGCCAGAGGGCAACGGCAUAUUAAGCAGGAGUUACAGUAAUUAUCAUCCCAUAAUGAAAUCGCACAAGUUGACAUGGAUGUUUCAACUUUGAGACACAUUCUUGAGAGAAACAGAGCCCCCAAUUUCCAUAGAACAAGCAGUGACCAUUUGAGGUUGCAUGACAUUACAGACUUAAUUUCGGCGAUACCAGGCUCCUACUUUUCAAAGGGAGGUCAGGAGUUCGAGCGGGAAGGAAGCAUUGGGUUUCUCUGCCAAGCAGGGAUAUUCAAUCCAGAGAGGGAAUAUAAGCCAAUGAUUAUCGAUUACAUGGUUGGUAAUAUGUUUUUUCAGCUCACGAGGCAAAGGCUGGAGAAAUGCAUCCAAACACAAGUAUGGUGAGUCAAGAACGGGAAUGCUGUUUUGUGACUCGGAAUCUUCAUAGCUGAUGGAGAAACACGUAGAGGAGCUCCUCCACAUGCUCUGCAAUAGAGAAGCACACACUUGAGAUUUCACGACGGACUUAAUGGAUGGAUUCAUUGAUCUAACUUUCAAGAGAGAGUCCGCCAAAAUCAACGUCAAAAUUGCGGAAGACUAGUAUGGUAGACAUUCUGGAAGUGUGUUUUUUGUGUAAAUAUUUCUCAUUCGUGUUUAUUGGUAAACAAAAUUGUGAAACAUUUUUUACACCUAUUCUGCAAUAGUCUAUUGAACUAUGUCGGCAUGUUUUUAUUAUUGGAAUCGCACAAUGCCAUAAAUGGCGCUUUGCAUGUUUUGUAAGACCUUCUUCCUUGUUCUGUAAUGAAUAGCAUGUUUUAUAUAAUGCAUUUUCCUUUUAGUAAUGCUAAUUCGCCUAACUAGUUGGUGGGUGGUAGUUUACAUGGUCCAGUUACUAGUUUGGGAAAGACCAAAGCAGGAACAGGGUCUCUCCUUAUUUCUUCAUAAUUUAAGUAUCACUCUUUAAUGUGUAUAAUAGUUGUUGUGGACUUGUUACUGGUAUUGAUAUUCUUUGACAUGAACACUAUGGUCAAAUGAAUCUGUUUUUCAAUGCCACUACAUUUUGAAGUCAUUAUUUAAAUGUGUUUUGAACUGGUAAUUGCAAUACUGAGCAAUUGCAAAUGCAGACAAAUUAGACUGGUCUCUAGCUAAAAUUGUCUACUGGACGGUACCCACCGGAAUAAUUUAAACAGAAUUCCCCAGAAAAUGAACUGCCGGGAGGUAGAGUAGAAAUUAAUAUGGUGACUUUCUUGCUGGCGGUAGCUGAUUUGCCCUACUUAGGCCUCAAAAAUGUGGCAAAUGACAAUUCUGUUUGCUUCUUUACAAUUUACCCUCUUUCAUUGGCUAACUAUCAUUGUUUCAGUGCAAGCAUGAAGCCUUAGUCCACCGGAUAAGUCUUCGUCGCAAAUUCCAAGAUUGAUUGUUAAAAUUUUCACCAAAUUUAGCAGAAGCUAAAAUAAUUAAAAAGAUCAAAUUUCCCAAAUGUUUGAUCAAAAUGGCCAGUUCAGUGAUACUCCAAAAAAAAUAAAAAUAAA